Molecule: messenger RNA, 447 nt
Organism: Alternaria viburni
Lineage: Eukaryota; Fungi; Ascomycota; Dothideomycetes; Pleosporales; Pleosporaceae
Exons: 4
Coding region: 1-447 (148 amino acids)
Source: RefSeq, a predicted model, not a curated record
AUGUACGACAUAUCAGUAUGGUCUAUACGAGAUAUCGUAAGGCAAGCAGAGAAGGAUCGCUCGCGCCCAACACGCGAUGCCAAUCAUUUCACUCUUUUGCACGAAACAGCAAGACACGCCAUCCACUCCUCUGAGACCCUUAAUGUUACGGACGCGAUUGAGAAGAAAGCUGCUGAGUAUUCUACGAAGCACCUGAGCUUCCAGCUUCGCAUGCUGCAGAAUCUGCUCCUCCGGUCACAAUCGAACAAAGAGCGACUGCAGAAUGAGAUCGCUCUUGCCGUGUUCAGUAUGAGCUUUUUCGACUUCGUGCCUGGCCAAGAUGGCCAAAAAGGGCAAUGGCUAGUGUCCGAGCACUUCUGGAUCUACUGGGCCUUCGCAAUACCACUGACCUGCCUCACGAUAGGAAUUUGGGCGACGCGACAGAAGUGGAGUAGAGUACAUAAGUAA